Talaromyces rugulosus is the source of this 3810-nucleotide messenger RNA. RefSeq lists its product as uncharacterized. Gene Ontology annotation, cellular component: plasma membrane; cytoplasm. Lineage: Eukaryota; Fungi; Ascomycota; Eurotiomycetes; Eurotiales; Trichocomaceae. The record is from RefSeq and is a predicted model, not a curated record. Gene Ontology annotation, biological process: endocytosis; endosomal transport. Gene Ontology annotation, molecular function: protein binding; calcium ion binding. The coding region runs from base 1 to 3810 and encodes 1269 amino acids. The transcript is spliced from 5 exons.
AUGUUUUGGGCGACGAAACUAAUUCAAGAGGCAGACCAUCCGAAUCUCAACCUCACUCAGGAGGAGAAGCGGGCAUUCUUCCAGCUUUUUCAAGCAGCAGACACUACGAAUAUCGGUGUCAUUACCGGCGAACAUGCAGUGCCAUUCUUUGAAAAGACUAAGCUUCCUCCGGAUACUCUCGGCCUGAUAUGGCAAAUCGCCGACAAAGAGAACCGUGGACUUUUAACGCCAGCCGGAUUUUCUAUAGUUUUGCGAUUGAUUGGACACGCACAGGCUGGUCGUUCUCCUACAGAAGAGUUGGCUUUGCAACCUGGUCCUUUACCUCGAUUUGAUGGAAUCUCUAUUUCAACUCCGUCUCGCCCGGCCACGGCAAGCCCUCCGCCAGCUGCCUCGGGUGGCCCGGUCAGAGUACCACCAUUGAGCCCGGAAGAUGUGAACAAAUUCAACUCUCUCUUUGAAAAAUCAGACACGCCAAACGGUUUUAUAUCAGGUGAAACUGCGAAGCAGAUUUUUGAGCGUGCCCGGCUACCCAAUGAUAUCUUGGGACGGAUUUGGAACCUCGCAGACAUAACUCAGCGUGGUCAAUUGGACGCCACGGAGUUUAUUAUUGCCAUGCACAUGUUGACAUCGUACAAAACUGGCGUUAUGCGAGGCAUCCCAUCAUCGCUCCCCGCCGGACUAUACGAAGCAGCAUCAAAACGAGGUCUCGCUCGUACCCCAACAGGACCUCGCGUUGGUUCGGACGUACCACCUGUGCCCGCUAUUCCAACACAGUUUUCCGGAUCCCAGCGGACGCAAAGCCCGUUGAACCGGCAACAAUUUGCCUCGCCCCUCUCUGCGCAUUCCACAGGCGCUGACUGGCUGAUUAACCCACAAGAGAAAGCCCAGUUCGACAACAUCUUUGCCACUGUAGAUACUGCGAAGGCUGGCAUUAUCAAUGGCGACCAAGCUGUUACCUUUUUCACCAAUGCUCAGCUAGGAGAGGAUGUACUUGCUCAGAUAUGGGAUCUCGCAGAUAUAGAUGCAGAUGGACAGCUUACUAGGGACGAAUUCGCAGUUGCUAUGUACUUGGUGCGCCAGCAAAGAAGCAGGAAAGAGCCACUGCCCACCACGCUUCCACCGGCAUUGAUCCCGCCUAGUAUGCGCCGUCAAGAGGCACCGCCUGCUGUUGCUCCGGUGGCUCCGGCACCACCGCCAUUGCCACGAUCUGCAGCUGAAGAUCUUUUCGGACUUGAUACGUUUGAUGCACCCGCAGCUCCUACCGCUCCUGCGAUUCCGCAGACAACUGGAGGUUCAAAUGCGCCUUUCCAGUCUCCUGGAUCCCCAUCUUCACGGACCUCACACCAGGCGUCGUCAGCCACAACAUUCAAACCGUUUGUUCCGUCCUCACUGUUUGGGCAAAGCCUCAACCCACAGGUUACCGGAGCAGGAGCUACAGCAAAGUCUCCUUCCCCUAGUUCUGACGAUCUUUUGGGUGACAAUGACCCGGAGGAAUCCAAUAAACUUACUCAAGAAACUACAGAACUGGCGAACCUGUCCAACCAGAUUGGCUCCUUGUCCAAGGAAAUGCAAAACGUGCAGACACGGCGUGUUUCUACGGAACAGGAAUUUACGCAAUCAUCGCAGCAAAAACGUGACUUUGAGACACGGUUGGCCCAGGCUAGAGCUAUGUAUGAAAAAGAGGCGAAGGACUUCAAGGCACUAGAGGACCGCUUGAACGCAUCCCGCGCAGAGACCAAGAAACUCCAGCAGGAUCAUGCUCUGAUUGAAGGCAGUCGUCAAGAUUUGCAGAACCAGUACAACCAAGUUUCUGCUGCGCUUGCUGCUGAUCAAAAUGAGAAUGUUUCGCUGAAGGAGAAGAUACGUCAGGCCAACGCGGCUGUCAGCCAGCUCAAGCCCGCUUUGGAGAAAGCCCGCUCCGACGCACGUCAGCAAAAGGGUCUCGUGGCUAUUAACAAAAAACAGUUGGCAACUGUUGAGGGAGAACGAGACAAAGCCCAAAGCGAGAUCGAUUCGUUAGCAAAAGAAAACCAAGAACUGGAGGAGUCUACUAAGUCUGCUUCUGGCUCUGCUGCUAUUGUCAGCCCUAGCUUGUCUACUGCCAGUCACCAAACCAACCCUUUUUUCCGACGCACCACCACAGAAACUUCACCUGAAGCCGUGGUUUCUCCUGGGUCUAACCCACAGGCUGCAUUUGACAAUCUCUUUGGCCCGGCAUCUGCCACCGCAUCAACGUCUACACCGCCACCUCAAACCUCAUUCGGUGCCGCUCCGCCAUUCUCGCAAAAUGCUAGGGAAGCCUCGAAGAGCCCCUUCACUUCUGGUGCACCGACACCAUCUGUUUCUCCACCGCCUUUUGAGCCACCUCCAGCAUCCGACUCGCGCCAGAUAACUCCUAGCUACUUUCAAACAAGCAAUGAAAACCACGCGCGAUCUGUGACGUCUUCUACAGCCGUAUCUCCUCCUGUCAGCCGUUUUGGCGGGUUCGAUACCUCCGAGGCUGGGACCCCUGCACCUCAGGAGUCGGCAAGCGUGGCACGGGAGCCGUCUAACUUGGGAAAUGAGACAUCUUCUGCGGUUUCUCCUUUCGAUGAUGUACCCAAGAAACCCGCACCUGAAGAGGCGACUUCUCCUAGUGCUCCCACGCAAAUUUCUACUCAGCUGACGGGUGGUCCAUCUCCUGAGAAAACCAACGACACAGCCGAACCAUCUCCAAGUCAGGCGAAAGAGGAAAGUUUUGAUGAGCUUUUUGGUAGUGUUGCCCGUGAACGAUCCCAAUCCCAAAAAGCCAAUGAUUUCGAUGAAGCAUUCGCUGGGAUGAAACCGCGUGGUGGCGAGGCCCCUAAUGCUUUUGGAGAGUUCCCCCCUAUCAAGGAAUUUGAAGCAGACGACGACGACGAUGAUGACAGCACCGACAGCGAGGCACCAAUGGGGUUUGAUGAUAACUUCACUCCAGUUUCUCCUCCACCAAAGGAGGACCACGCAAAGAACGAGUCCAUCGAUGCAACACAGCUACAAGCGUUUCCAGUUCCCGGCGCUAAUGCGGCUUCUACAGAGCCACCGGCUUCGGAUGCUCAGCAAUCACCUCCCAGCUAUGACGGAUCCAGUGCGAACAAGGAACCCGGCCACUUCCCUCGUACAUUUGAUGGCUUGCUACCCAACCGAGCUGACCCAACUCUAGCACCAGAUGCUCCUCAUACUGUUGAGUCGUCUAGCGGGGCUCCUAUUGUUGCUGGUGAGGCCCAAAAGAAGUCUGGUGCUCCUGAUUUCGAUGCGGCCUUUGCCGGUCUUGACCUAGCACCUGCGAAAGAAGAAGAAGAUGAUGAUUCAGACGACGAGGAAGAUGCCGGUCCUGACUCUAAGAAGCCAGCCAACGAUUUUGAUUUUUCGUUUGAGUCUCCCUCGCAGUCCGCCAAGCCGGUUUCAACUCCCUCAGCCCAGCCCGGCCAAGCUAACACUGCGGCUGCUGAUUUCUUCAAUUUCGACAACAAUGUUGAUGCAUCUAAGAAUUCGGAACUUGGAAGCGAGAAACCUCCGACAACUGACCAUGAUUGGGAUGCUAUCUUCACUCCUUCUCAAAAGGCACCUGAAGGUGGCAGCAAUGGUUUCCAUGCGUCCGAUUCUCAAGCUGCUGGUGGAGGGAAUAAGCGCUCGCCUGGAUGGGCACUUGCUUCCGAAACAGGUGAAGACGAUUUGAUCUUGAAGCGACUAACUGGUAUGGGCUUCCCUCGCGACGAGUCGCUGGCUGCUCUGGAGAAGUUCGAUUACAAUAUUGACAAGGCUGCCGACUAUCUAAGCUCCAGAACUUAA